Molecule: messenger RNA, 2088 nt
Organism: Anopheles funestus (African malaria mosquito)
Lineage: Eukaryota; Metazoa; Arthropoda; Insecta; Diptera; Culicidae
Product: zinc finger protein 432-like
Exons: 7
Coding region: 139-1974 (611 amino acids)
Biological process (GO): regulation of transcription by RNA polymerase II
Cellular component (GO): nucleus
Molecular function (GO): zinc ion binding; RNA polymerase II cis-regulatory region sequence-specific DNA binding; DNA-binding transcription factor activity
Source: RefSeq, a predicted model, not a curated record
UACAUUUACUCGUUACAAAUUAUGAAGUAUUCGGCAUAUGUAUUAUAACCUUCAUAUGCAUUUCGGUCAUGUUUGACAGCUCCAAUAAUACAAUUGCAGCUUCACAAACCAACGUCAUCUCUCGUAAAUUGAUUGGAAAUGGAGGAAACCUCUUAUCGUAAUGAAACCGUUUGUCGGUUUUGCCUUACAAAUAGCGGUAAAUUACAAUCUAUUUUCGAUAACGAAAUCAUUGAUAUUCCCGCUACUGUGAUGAAAAUUACUAAUUUAGGGAUCUCUAAAAAUGACCCAUUUUCUAAGGUUGCUUGUAACCCGUGCAUAGAUAUUAUCGUGUCUAUAGAGGAGUUCAGGGAGAAAUGUCUCUCAUCGUUCCACCAAUCAGAACACAAACUGUUUGAGGUAAAAGAGUCGUCUCUUUCACAAGAACUACAAUUACAGGUGGAGUUCGUUAAAUGUGAAUCCUUAGGAAAUGGUUGCAAUAGUUACGAACAAGAAGAUGCAAUUUCAAAUCGUACGGACACAGAACAAGUGGACAAUGGAGAGUCGAUUAAAGAAGACGCAAUUGCUGAAAAGUACCGAAAUAAUCGCAAUGGAUGCACACUCUCGUCUGAAACUGCGAAAUAUAGUUUUUUUAAAUCCUCAUCCUAUGAUCAAAGUAGACACAGUGCCAUCUGUACAAAGUGCGGUGAAAGUGUUUCCGGUGGAAAACAAAUGCUCAUCUAUCACAUGAAAAGCGAUCAUGCUAAUGAUGCUGAGUUACCAAAAAUACGACAGUGUUUCUACUGCCCUAAAGCGUAUUCCUCUUACCAGCUGCUAAAGUACCAUCUAAACUUUCAUCCUCAAAAGAUGUGGCAAUGUCCUCAGUGCGAUAAGCGCAUUCACAACAAAGCCAUCUUCAUCGAUCAUCUACGAAUACAUGCAAAUGAACGGUACUACGGUUGCAAGGAAUGCGGCAAACGGUUUACGGCAUUGAAAUAUAUAUCCUCCCAUAGUCGACUGCAUAAGCGGAAUAUAGUGAACGAUAGUGAGAAAAAAACGGACACUUCCCACGAAAUUUGGUCCCGAUCUGAACAAUUUACUAGCCACACGCAAUCAACCUAUUUGCUUCACGAGGAUCAGCAGGACUGUAAAGGACAACAAUCGCUAAUGGAUUCCUUGUACUCUAAUGAUCAAAAUAUAAAGAGUACACCAAACAGAACUGAAACGAAUAAAUCAGAGAUCUACGAAUGUGAAGUCUGUGGUAAAAAACUAAAAACAAAAUCCAAUUAUACUAACCAUCGUAAAAUGCAUGCUCGUAAAAAUACGAAUACAGGGCUAAAUGUCGUACCCGCUACCUGUAGUGCGACUGUACAGCGCAGGGUGUAUCUUUGCAACAUAUGUGGACAUAACUGUGGUUCUUCUAGCAAUUUGGGAGUACACUUGCGACGCCACAAUGGACAAAGCGUUUGUGAGUGUUCAGUUUGUGGAAAAGGAUUUCCUCGUCGUUCGGAUCUUGUUAUGCAUAUGCGUAAGCAUACGGGGGAAAAACCUUUCAUUUGUCCAACGUGUGGGCGUGGAUUUUCGCGGUUGGAUAAGGUACGCAUUCAUAUCCGUACACAUACUGGAGAAAAACCGUACACAUGUCCUUGCGGUCGUGCAUACGCACAGAAAAACGAUCUUAAAACACACCAAAAACGAAACAGUUGUGGACAAAAUUUUAAUAUUGCGAAAUUAAACACUUCGCAUCCACGAACAAUUUGCAUCAAAUCACCAAAACACACCUUAUCUGCUGCUGCUAAUGAAUCCCAUACACGAGAGGCAAAUGACCGAGAUCUCAACUGUAUGCCAGUGUCAUAUUCGACGAGUGCAACAUCAUCUCAUAUGUUGCAUACAGAUUCAAUGGAUAUGGUGUUUCCAGUGAAUUGGAAUAAUUGUAUUACAGAGCAUGAGUUUCAAAGUCAGGGAAGGGUUGUUGCCGAUGGUUAUGAGAAUGCAUAAUCUAAAAAUCAAUCACAGAUUAUAACGUAGUAUAAUUUAUCCUCCAAACAUCAUAAACGUUCCGCUGUGAGACAGGAAAAAUAAAUUCAAACCAAUGAGGGAAACAUAUUUCAA